This is a messenger RNA of Anthostomella pinea, 8085 nucleotides long. The record is from the annotation of a GenBank genome assembly. Lineage: Eukaryota; Fungi; Ascomycota; Sordariomycetes; Xylariales; Xylariaceae.
AUGACUGAAGCGGGUGCGAACGGCGUCGCGAGAGCUGGCCUGGACGAGACCGCGAUUAGAGCCGCCCUCUUUACCUCGUCCACCAACACCCGGACCUCCCAACUUCGAGCCAUUGACGAGAGGCUGAAGCACAAAUCUAUCGACGAACCCUCCAUACGAACGCUUUUGCAGCUUCUCUUCGAGACUCAUACUCUAUACGGCGAUCGCCCCUCCAGGAGAGCCGUCCAGACAUGCCUCUUGUCCAUAUUUACCACCACGAGCGAUACUAGAACCCUUGCGCCCUUCGUCACCUACAUGCGACACGAGUCACACAAACCUGGAAUCGCCGCCAACAACGCUUUUGCCCUAGUCGAGUGGUGUUCCAUUCUCUUCGGUUGCAUAGCUGACACGCCACUCUGGAAUGCCUUUGGACUGGACAUCGUUCACACCAACGCUGCUGCCCUUGAGCGAUGCUUCCAGCCGCCCACCAGACGGCACGUGGCACAUUCCGCCUUGGUCAUCACACGCCGUGGACUGCGCGCCGCCUUCUGGCGCAAUGGCCUCCGAGAGAAGACCGUUCAGGAUACCGUUCAGGCUCUGACAGCCAAGGGAGCCCAACCCGCCGCGAGGAAUGCUGUCAUGCUUGGUGUUGUUGCUGGCGUCUGUGCCCGCCAUGAGCAGGCCAAGGCUGUCUUAGCUGCCCAGAAACCCGACUACUUCAGCUUCUACGCGCGGGAGGUUAUAGGAUCACGCACUGCUGUGCCCGCUCACAUUGCUACGGGUCUCGGCGAUUUCUUCUCCGCUUUCGUCACUCUAGAGGACCUGAAGAAGGAUGUUGUGCCCCCGAUCGAGAAGGGUCUCCUGCGAGCCCCCGAAGUUGUGUUAGAUGCCUUGGUAUGCCUGCUUCGUGUGCUCCCGGACGACUUGGACCUCUCCCACAUUCUGGGAGGGCACCUUCUGAAACCACUGCUGUCCAACGUCAAGUCGAGUAACCCCAGCAUCCGUGACGGGGUGCUAUCUGCUUUCAAGGAAGCGGCAUCCCGCAGUCGUGACCCGAAGGUAAUCGAGCAGGUUGCUGAUGAGGUGCUCAAUCCACUGAAGUCGGGGAAGCUAGCUUCCGCCGAUCAGCGCAUUCUGCACUCCGAGAUGCUUCGGAACCUUGCUCUGUCUAGCUCGGUCGCAACCAAGAUAGCUACCGCUUUACCACCAGUUGCCUCCAAAGAAGGGAAUGAGGGAGCUUUGGGCGCCGAGAUCUCUGUUGUUAGCCAGGCCUUGUGCCAUCUCGUGGAUAAUGAUAAGGAUCUACCAAAGCCAACGGUCGAUGCCUUCGUCAAGGGCCUCAGCGACAAGAAGAUACCCUCGCGCCGUCUAUGGUUACUUCGGACCGGGGAAGUACUGCUACCCUCUACUAGCAACUUAAAGUCGGUACCAGCCAGCCUCGCCAAAUUUGCCGAAGCUGUUGCGGCACCAAUGACUGAUACGUGGGCCGAAGUCUUGAAGAACCCUUCCGCUGCUGCUCAAAACGGGUUGAUCACUGGCGCGUAUGUCUUGUCUACGCUGGCCCUUCAGAUGUUGCCCAGAAUCGAUAGCUCUGCCACGAAGGCAAUUCUAAAGAAGAUUGCGGCCCCGAAGGAAUGCCUCGCAGCUGAUCCAAAGUCUUCGUUCCUGCUCAACCACAGAGUGUAUAGCCGUUUGGCUACUGAGGAUGACUUCGGAUGGUUCCUCAGAGCACUCGAGGCUAUAUUCGCUGAUAUUACCAAAGCACCGCAUUCUUCCCAGGUGGCUUGGUCCCAAGCACUUAUUUAUAUCGUCUCAUCUGCGGCUGUGCCCCCCAAGCUACGUAAAGAAGCCUGCCAGGUGAUUUCUAGACUUUAUGCACUCCACCCUCGAUCCCUUUCAGAGAUCAUGGUGGACGGACUUUGGCGGUGGGUGGAAUCCACACAGAGCGGUGAAAAGGACAGCGUCGCUGCCAGUGCCAAACUCGACGAGACUAACUUGCAUCUUGUCUUGCGAUCCAUCUGCCCUAGUGUCGAGGAGCUCGAGAAGGCUGGUGCCGAGAGAGACCAAGACUUGAUGGAGACUCAGAUGUGUUCACUACUCGUCCUUGCUCGCAGUGACCUGAUACCGAGGUCAAACUGGAUAGACCUUUGCCUCAGGGUUGGUCUCGACCCUGGGUCUCUGGCACAGAAGUAUGAGGAUAUGUUGAUACAGCAGGUGAUCAAGAAAACAGAUUUCAGUCAGAAGGUGAGCUGCAACAGUGUUCAACGUGUCGAUGAUAAAAGACUAAUGAGUUGUCAGUCAAACGCCAUCAAGGCUGCUGCUUGCAACGCGGCUGCUGAUCUGGCCUUUGUGGCACCGGAACUCAUGACACCGAAAAUCAUCGAGCUCAUUAAGACAGACUUGGCAACAACAGAGCUCACGGAAAUUGGACCCGUCGAGGCUGCUAUUUUCCGAACGCCAGAGGGAACGGCUUUCAUCGACGUGCUUGCCAAGAAGGCGCAGACGCUUCCAAACAAGAACACCAAAGACUACGACACACUCAAGUGGGAGGAGGAACUUAGAAGCCAGCUUGCCCAGAAGAAGGGUCUCCAGAAGAAGCUGUCUGCUGACGAGCAGGCCAAGGUCAGUGCGCAACUGAAGAAGGAAUCCGAAAUUCGACGUUCCAUCCAGCAGCUGGAAGCGCGGCUCAUGCGUAGUGUUGGUAUCGUCAAAAGCCUCACUCACGGGCCGCCAACCGAGGCUAACCUCUGGAUUGGGCCAUCGAUCAGUGCACUUUUGGCUGCCAUGGAAGCUGGGGCUUGUCUUAUCACGGGCGACGCGGCUCCCUCUGCAUACCUAGAGUGCUCUGACAAGGUCACUUCUCGAUUGGGAGCUGUCAGACCUUUCAUUGGCGUGGCGACACUCCGAGCGCUCGGAAUCACAUCUCUACCCGACAACCUGGUUGAAGAGGACCUGGGAGAAUUACUGACUAGAGUCCUCUACCGUCUUCGUUUUGCUGGCGAGCAGCGGCCAUUCGAUGCCGUGUCCGUUAUUUACAUGCUAUCCUUGAUUUUUGUGAUCCUGCGGAAGGGCGGCAUAGGAGCCGACGUCGAGGAACGAGAUACGCAGUUGGUUCUGGCGGUGGAGUUUCUCACCUCCCACACGCAUAUUUGUGCUGAUGAAACCAUUCCGAGGGCUGAUCUAAUCUCCAUACUGGUGUCAUCUAUGCAGCGGUAUAACCAGCACUACAAGAUCAUCAAGGAUUGUUUCUCAGACAUGGUGCGCUGUGUUGCUCCCAACAUCAACAGAACCGAGAUAUCCGUGCUCGUCAAGGGUACAAUUGUAGCGCAGGCCUCUGUUCGCGAGACGGUACUGCAAGCAAUCAGCGCCGAGGUCGACAUGAGCGAUCUGGACUUUUCGGAAGAAAUAUGGAUUGCUUGCCAUGACGACGUCGUGGAGAAUGCCGACCUCGGGCACGAUAUCUGGGACGAGAGCGGCUUCGAGAUAUUCAAGGACGUACCGUUCAAAAUGCUUUCGUAUGUUGAGAGCGAAGAUGUUCAGCUACGUAGAGCAGCAGCACGAUCCCUGGCCGAAGCGUGCAAAGCCUAUCCGGCCACGAUCGAGGACAUAUUGCAGAGGCUUCGCUCCUCGUAUGCAGAGUUGGCUAAGGCACGGGUGACCCAGCUGGAUCAGUAUGGGAUGCCCAGAAAGACGGACCUAUCUGAUCCCUGGGAGGCGCGGCAUGGUAUCGCUGUUGCUUUCAAGGAACUUGCUGCUCAUUUGCAGAAAUCGCAAAUCGACGACUAUUUCAGCUUCUUAAUCGAAGGCGGGCCGCUGGGAGACCAGAACGCCACGGUCCGUAGCGAGAUGCUCGAAGCUGCUAUUGUAGCCAUCGAUCUUCACGGCAAAGCGUUUGUGGAUAAGCUGAUGAAGACCUUCGAGCGCACUCUGGGGGCGCCAGACAAGGGCUCGGAUGCUGCAGACCGCGUCAACGAGGCUGUCAUCAUCAUGUACGGGGCUCUGGCUAGGCAUCUGAAGCCUGGUGACGCCAAGAUUCCGGUCGUCAUCGAAAGGCUGCUGGCUACCCUGAGCACCCCGUCCGAAACAGUACAAUACGCAGUUGCAGACUGCCUUCCACCUCUGGUCCGGUCCAGUGGCGACAAAUCAUCCAAAUACUUUAGCCAGGUGCUGGACACGCUUCUGACCUCCAAGAACUAUGCAGAGAAGCGCGGCGCUGCGUAUGGACUUGGUGGCCUAGUUCUUGGACGGGGUGUAUCGGUAUUGCGAGAUCAACGCAUCCUUAUAAGCCUCAAGAGCGCCGCGGAGAACAAAAAGGAGUCACAGCAACGCGAGGGAGCUUUUCUCGGGUUUGAGCUGUUGGCCACGAUACUUGGUCGACUAUUUGAGCCGUAUGCUAUGCAAAUCGUGCCUCAGCUUCUCACUGGUUUCGGCGACAACAGCGCAGAUGUGCGGGACGCGUGCUUAGCAGCUGCGAAAGCAUGCUUCGCCAAGCUAAGCUCAUACGGCGUGAAGCAAAUCUUACCAACGCUUCUCAACGGUCUCGACGACGACCAGUGGCGUAGCAAGCGUGGAGCCUGCGACCUGCUAGGUGCCAUGGCGUACUUGGAUCCCCAGCAACUAGCACAGAGCCUACCCGAUAUCAUACCACCACUUACCGGUGUUCUGAACGACAGCCACAAGGAGGUGCGAGCUGGGGCCAACAAGAGCUUGAAAAGGUUCGGCGAAGUUAUCGAGAACCCCGAGGUCAAGAGCCUGGUUGACAUCUUGCUCAAGGCUCUGAGUGAUCCGACCAAGUACACAGACACUGCUCUGGACGCUCUGAUCAAGGUCCAAUUCGUGCACUACCUCGACGCCCCCUCGCUAGCCCUUGUGACCAGAAUCCUUCAGCGAGGUUUGGGUGAUCGUUCCAAUACGAAGCGCAAGGCAUCUCAAGUUAUUGGUAGUCUCGCGCACUUGACGGAACGCAAAGACCUCAUGGCACAUCUCCCCGUGCUCGUCUCUGGACUCAAGGUGGCGGCAGUCGAUCCCGUUCCCACAACACGUGCAACCGCUUCACGCGCCUUGGGCUCACUCGUCGAGAAGCUUGGCGAAGAUGCUUUGCCAGAUCUCAUCCCCGGUCUUAUGCAAACUCUCAAGUCGGAUACCGGGGCUGGAGACCGUCUCGGCUCUGCACAAGCCCUCAGCGAGGUUCUGGCAGGCCUGGGCACUACGAGGCUGGAGGAAACCCUGCCCACUAUACUCCAGAAUGUGGAAUCAUCCAAGCCUGCCGUCAGGGAAGGAUUCAUGUCACUAUUCAUUUUCUUGCCGGUCUGCUUUGGUAACAGCUUCGCCAACUACCUCGGCAAGAUUAUUCCACCUAUUCUUGCUGGACUUGCAGACGAUAUCGAGUCGAUCCGCGAGACUGCCUUGCGAGCUGGUCGCCUCCUGGUCAAGAACUUUGCUUCGAGAGCUGUGGAUCUGCUACUUCCGGAGCUAGAGCGAGGACUAGCAGAUGACAGCUACAGGAUUCGUCUGAGCUCCGUCGAGCUAGUGGGUGACCUUCUCUUCAAUCUUACGGGCAUCACCGGUAAUGCGGACGCCGAAGACGAAGAGGAAAACGCGAAGGAAGCUGGUGCCUCCCUGCGGGAAGUCCUCGGAGAGGAGAAGCGGAACAAGAUCCUUUCUGCUCUGUACAUUUGCCGUUGCGAUACUGCAGGUGCCGUUCGCGCCGCUGCUAUAGCAGUGUGGAAAGCUCUGGUUGCUACGCCUCGAACCCUCAAGGAGCUCACGCCGACUCUCACGCAGCUCAUUAUUCGCCGGCUUGGCAGCUCUAAUAUGGAACACAAGGUGAUCGCCAGCAACGCCUUGGGAGAACUGAUCCGAAAGGCCGGCGACAGCGUCCUGUCAACCUUACUACCAACACUGGAGGAAGGCCUCCAGACAUCUACGGACAUAGAUGCCAAACAGGGCAUCUGCCUGGCAUUGAAGGAGCUGAUCGCAUCAGCCUCGGAAGAGGCUUUGGAAGACCACGAGAAGACGUUGAUAUCUGUCGUGCGGACUGCUCUCACAGACUCGGACGAGGACGUUCGGGAGGCUGCCGCCGAGGCCUUCGACUCGCUGCAGCAGAUCCUAGGCAAGCGCGCGAUUGAUCAGGUUCUGCCAUACUUACUCAACCUCUUGCGCACCGAGGAUGAAGCGGACAAUGCCCUUUCUGCUCUCCUGACACUCCUCACCGAGACAACGCGAUCCAACAUUAUCCUGCCAAACCUCAUUCCGACGCUAAUCACACCUCCGAUAUCAGCCUUCAACGCCAAGGCACUGGCAUCCUUGUCUCGGGUGGCGGGCACAGCCAUGAACCGACGGCUGCCGAACAUCAUAAACUCUCUCAUGGACAGCAUCGUUAAUACAAAGGACGAAGAACUCGGCAGCGAGCUAGAAAGCUCCUUCGACACCGUGAUCCAAUCCAUUGACGAAUAUGAUGGACUCAACACGGUCAUGAAUGUGCUUUUGCAGCUUGUGAAGAAUGACGAUCACCGUAAGCGUGCGGUCACUGCCGCUCGGCUUGCCAAGUUCUUCGCUAGUUCUGGGGUCGACUACUCGCGCUACAACCAAGACAUCAUCCGCGCUCUUCUUAUAUCAUUCGACGACCGAGACAAGGAGGUCGUCAAGGCAGCAUGGACAGCAUUCAGCGAGUUCACCAAGCACCUCAAGAAAGAGGAGAUGGAGGCUCUGGUGCCGUCCACGAGACAAACCUUGCUGCAAGUUGGUGUUGCCGGCUCGAAUCUUCCAGGCUUCGAAUUGCCGAAGGGCAUCGGCGCCAUCCUACCCAUCUUCCUCCAGGGUCUUAUGAAUGGUACCGCCGAGCAGAGAACUAGCGCGGCUCUGGCCAUCUCGGAUAUUGUCGACCGGACGAGCGAAAGCUCGCUCAAACCCUUUGUGACUCAAAUCACCGGUCCUCUCAUUCGUGUUGUAUCCGAGAGGUCCACGGAUGUGAAGGCCGCCAUUCUCCUUACCCUCAACAACCUGCUCGAGAAGAUGCCGACAGCCCUGAAACCAUUCCUUCCCCAGUUGCAACGAACCUUUGCGAGGUCGUUGGCGGACACGACCAGCGAGGUGCUGCGUUCGCGGGCUGCCAAGGCGCUGGGUACUCUGAUCAAGUUCACGCCACGUGUCGAUCCUCUGAUAGCAGAGCUGGUCACGGGGGCAAAGACAACAGAUGCCGGCGUCAAGGCGGCCAUGGUGAAGGCGCUGUACGAAGUCGUCAGCAAGGCAGGGGCCAACAUGGGCGAAAGCUCGCGGACGGCGGUGCUAGGGCUCAUCGACAUGGAGACCGAGACAAAGGAUGGAGCGAUGAUAGUAACGAAUGCCAAGCUACUGGCUGCACUCCUUAAGAAUGUGCCGGCCGAGGCGGCAUUCGGACUACUGAAGAAUCGUGUUGCCACCACUCACUUUACUGACGCGUCGGUGCUUGCUCUGAACGCCGUCUUUGUAGAGUCAGCGAAGAUCCUACUCGACAGUCCGUUGGCCGAGGACUUGCCCGAUCUCCUUAGCCAGGGCAUGUCGAACAAGAACCUCUUCGUCGCGGACAAUAGCAUCCUCGCAACCGGCAAAUAUCUGUUAUCAGAAUCGCCAAAGUCAUUCGAGAUGACCAAGCCCAUAUUCUCAAAACUGGCAGCCAUAAUUGGGCCCGGGAACCCGUCCGACUCCCGCCGUGUCGCGCUAGUCGUCGUGCGCACCGUCUCACGCGCAAAUAUGGACAUGGUCCGCCCACACUUGGCGCUGCUUGCGCCGCCGGUGUUCGCGUCGGUGCGUGACCCCGUGAUUCCGGUCAAGCUGGCUGCCGAGGCCGCCUUCGUCGAGCUGUUCGGUGUGGUCGAUGAGGAAGCCAAGGUGUUUGAGAAGUACAUGGGCGGCGCUGGAGGCGAACUCCCGGCCAACACCAAGAGGAGCAUGCAGGACUAUUUCAAGCGGGUGGCUAUACGGCUGGGUAACCAGGCCAGAGAGAGGAAAGAGGCCGAAGGCGGCCAAGGUGGAUUGGGACUGACCAAUGAUGAGGUUGAGGACGAGAAGGAGAUCUGGAGCGUAGGGGCCGUUGAGCUCGGAGGGGGCGUGUUCUCGCAGGAAUAG